AGAAGAUGAUGACAAGAGUCCCACCAACGUGGAAACACAAUUUACUUUAGAAAUUCCAAGUCUCAAUGUAGCCUCCCAAAACCAAUAGAUUCCAAGAACAUUCCUCUUUCACCUUUAACCUUUAAACCAUGCCAAUCAACGUCUAAUCUAAUCUUGCCCCAAAUCCAACGGCUCUAAUACUGUAAUACCUCCACGUGUCCAAUCUAAAUUCAAUAAGCCACCACCACCACAAGUGUAUAUAUAUUAAUAGUCCGAAGAAACAACAAAGUACCACAGUAGAAAUGGCGGACACGACAGCCUCAUCUGAUCCCAGGGACGUGAACUCGGAGCUCCGAUCGCCACUUCUGGAGCCGGGUAAGAAAUCAUCAGAACCCGAGAAGCUCUGCAUCGACGAGAUGCUCCGGAUGUAUUGCGGCGAGUUUGGGUGGUGGCAAUUGAAGCACUUCGUGUUGACGAGCCUCGCUUGGGCUCUGGAGGCUUUCCACACCAUGGUCAUGAUCUUUGCGGACCGUGAACCCGGUUGGAGCUGCGUUUCUGGGUCGGGUUGCGAUGCCACGGCAAAGACCGUUUGUGGGUUCGAACCGGGCUCGUGGGAGUGGACCGGCGGCUCGUCUAGCUCGACUAUUUCGGAGUGGGGUUUGGUUUGUGGAUACAAGUAUAGAGUUGGGCUCGCCCAAGCCUUCUUUUUUGGCGGCUGCAUGAUAGGUGCCGGAAUAUUUGGUCAUCUCUCAGACUCCAAAUUAGGAAGAAAAGGCUCCCUAACAGUAGUUUGUAUCUUAAACGCUCUCUUUGGUUGCUUGACAGCAUUUUCCCCAGACUACUGGACUUAUGUCCUACUUCGCGUACUAACUGGUUUCAGCACAGGCGGUGUUGGCCUUUGUGCUUUCGUCCUUGCCACCGAACCUGUUGGCCCCACAAAGCGCGGCGUUGCUGGUAUGUCCACAUUCUACUUCUUCUCAACCGGAAUUGCAUUACUCUCUGGCAUAGCCUAUAUUUUCCGGUCAUGGCGUACCCUUUAUAUCGCUUCUUCCAUUCCCUCCCUUCUCUUUCUUGUCAUUGUCCUUCCUUUUAUCUCUGAGUCUCCAAGAUGGUACCUUGUUCGAGGAAAAGUAAAGGAAGCCAUGACACUUAUGCACAACAUAGCUAAAACCAAUGGAAAACACCUUCCUGAUGGAGUUGUGUUGGCACUUGAUGAAGAAACAAAUAAAGAUUCAAACUAUGAACAGCCUUGCAAGGAGCAAUUGGAAAUUAAAGAAGCAAUAAGUGGUUCUCUCAUAGAUGUUGUUCGAUCACCAAUCACUCGUACCCGUCUAGUUCUAGCUGUGGCCAUUAACUUCUUGUGCUCGGUUGUAUACUAUGGUCUUAGCCUAAAUGUUGUCAACCUUAAAACCAACCUUUACCUCAACGUGCUCCUUAAUGCAGUGGCUGAAAUGCCAGCUUUUACAAUCACGGCAGUUUUGUUGGACAAGUUUGGCAGGAAGCCAUUGGCAAUAGGGACAUUAUGGUUUAGUGGAUUUUUCUGCUUUUUGGGAAGCUUAAUGACCAGUGUUGGAAUAUGGAAGAUAGUGAGGAUGGCCUGUGGGAUUUUGGGAAUUUUUGGGAUGGCUGGGACUUACAACUUGUUGUUUAUUUAUACAGCUGAACUGUUUCCAACAGUGGUUAGAAAUGCAGCACUAGGAUGUGCAACACAGGCAGCGCAAAUGGGAGCAAUAUUAGCACCAUUUGUUGUGGUUUUGGGUGGUGGGUUGCCAUUUGUAGUGUUUGGAGUGUGUGGGACUUUGGGAGGGAUACUUGCCUUUUACCUGCCAGAGACAUUACAUAAGCCAUUGUAUGACACUAUGGGAGGAAUGGAGGAUGGAGAAAGUGCUUGCAGAGUUGUGUGAAGAUGUUCACCGUGUGUGUACUUUUUGCUUCUUUUUUUGUACUUCUACGUUCAUCAGAAUAUGCAUGUAAGCUUCUAAUGA
Quercus robur (English oak) is the source of this 1964-nucleotide messenger RNA. RefSeq names its product organic cation/carnitine transporter 4. Gene Ontology annotation, molecular function: transmembrane transporter activity. The record is from RefSeq and is a predicted model, not a curated record. Gene Ontology annotation, biological process: transmembrane transport. The transcript has 2 exons. Gene Ontology annotation, cellular component: membrane. Bases 282 to 1883 code for a protein of 533 amino acids. Lineage: Eukaryota; Viridiplantae; Streptophyta; Magnoliopsida; Fagales; Fagaceae.